This is a messenger RNA of Stereum hirsutum FP-91666 SS1, 534 nucleotides long. RefSeq lists its product as uncharacterized. The record is from RefSeq and is a predicted model, not a curated record. Lineage: Eukaryota; Fungi; Basidiomycota; Agaricomycetes; Russulales; Stereaceae. The transcript is spliced from 5 exons. The coding region runs from base 1 to 534 and encodes 177 amino acids.
AUGUCCAAGUACAAGUCUGGGGCGUACGCCGACGAGAAAAACAAUAUUAGGGACAAACACCUCCAAUGCCAAGGAACGCUGCACAUGGGUCAACAAUGGAGAGAUCUCGCGGUCCAAGUCCUCAAGCCGCAUUGCGGGUUACUGAAGGAGGAACGCCGCUUCAUUCGCCAGGAACGAACACAAGAUAGUCUCCCUCAGGUUGACGACGUUGAAGACGAUUCGUUCAGGGAAGUGAGGGUCUUGAGAAAGUUGGAAGUCGAACAGAAGGAAAAGUUGAGGAAAAGGGCUCGGCGCAACUCGGAAUGGAGCGCACGGACCCCGAGGAAACAGGCGCCACACGCCACACUGUGUCCUCUCAGGAUUAGGAAAAUUACCUUGCAGUGGCAUAGAAGAGCAGAGCAGAGUACGCAUACACGACGACAAUUGAAGAGUUUUCGGUAUCUUGAAUAUAUAGAUUAUGAUGUGGUAACGGAUGCCAGGUCAGACAGAGAGCGAACACGAAAAGAAUGGAAUGAGCCAGGUGCACGAGUAUGA